AUGGCCCCCUCAAUCGUCCACCUCCCCAACGGCAUGACCCUCACCGUCCAACCCGUCUUCGGCGGCCUCUCCUUCAAAACCAACGACCUCACCUCCCCGCACUCCGCCUUCCCCCCGGGCUGGACCAUCAUCCUCAACAGCGAAGACGACGCCGCCGACCACAUCCCCCCGACCGCCUCCAUGGCCGCCCAUACCCACGCCGUCCACGCCGAGAACGAUCCCACCACCCUCCCCAAAAAGCAAGACAACAAGAACCACCAUGUCCACCGCUUCCGCAAGCCGAGUCUGCAUAAUGAUCAUUUGUUCAUAAGCAGUAUCUCCAACCCGAGUAGUUCGGAGUUCAAACCGAGUUCGAGUCCGACGAGGAGUAUUGCUAUGAUGUUGUGGGCGACGCUGUGGUGGUACUUUCAUCAGCCUGAGCCGGAGCCGUGGUUGACGACUGCGGCGUCGGUGGAUACGCCGUUGGAGGGCAGACCGAAGGGGGAGUGGAGGGUGAAUAUCAAUCGCGAGGGGAUUUUCAAGGGGAAGCAUUUGCUGCCGAAGCUGGAGAGGAUGGGGUUGAUUGCUUCAGAGGACUCGAGUGUGGGGUUGGAUCCGGAGGAUGGGGUGGGGAAUGCUGGGGAGGGCUGGACGAAAAUGUUCGUCUCCCGCAAAUCCUUCUGGCAACUCGACCCGCGCAUCUACCUGUUCACCCUCAGCCCCAACCACGCCUCCUCCCCCUUCCCCUCCGUCUCCCCCGCCUCCUCGCGCCCCGCCUCCCCCAACCGCGGCGGCGCCUCCACACCCACCCACCUCCCCCUCGGCACCCGCACCCCAGACCACGAACCCUCUACCCUCUCCACCCUCGGCUCCGCACCCCCUCACCCCCUAACCCGGCACAACACCCCACCCGGCCCGUACAGCAGCUCCUCCCACCUCCCGACCUUCUACCCCCCGCCUCCAUUACAGUAUACCCGCACCAACGGCCUCCGCCACCCCAUCCGUCCCAAACCCCCGCGGCAAGGCGAAACGUUCUAUACCCGCUUCAUCCCCUCGCUAAACCAAUACCUCUCUCUCCGCGUCGCUUCACGCAGCAGACAGCCGUGCGUGCAUCGCGGCCCGACCGCCACGGGGCCGACGCAAAACACCGAAUUCCGCGUCCCUCGCUCUGGCGCCGCAGGCGCAGCCACAGGAAGCGACGCCCUGGUGCCGACGCUCGGGAACAUGGGACUCGCGGACCGCCUUUCCACGCCCCCACCCCCCGGCUCUUCCGGGGGAGCCGGGGCGGCGGGGGAAGACACCCCCACGACCUCAAUGACAGACGAACAACUCCUGCACCGCUGGAUGAACCUCCCGCGCGUCUCGCACUCCUGGGGCGAACACGGCCCCUUGUCCCACCAAGCAGCCUUCCUCGCUGCCAAUUUAACCUCCACUUCCUCCUUCCCGGCCAUCGGACUCUUCGACGGAAAACCAUUCGCCUACUUCGAGCUCUACUGGGUGCGCGAGAGCGCGCUCGGCGCGGCUUUAGGACCGGGGGAGGUCGGGGAAUGGGAUCGCGGGAUCCACUGUUUAGUCGGCGAGCAGGAGUUUAGGGGGUGGGAGAGGGUGAGGGUUUGGCUUAGUGCGUUGGUGCAUUGGUGUUUGUUGAGCGAUAUGCGGUGUGCGGGGGUUUGGAUGGAGCCGAGGGUGGAUAAUUUGAAGUGA
Molecule: messenger RNA, 1683 nt
Organism: Saxophila tyrrhenica
Lineage: Eukaryota; Fungi; Ascomycota; Dothideomycetes; Mycosphaerellales; Extremaceae
Exons: 2
Coding region: 1-1683 (560 amino acids)
Biological process (GO): siderophore biosynthetic process
Source: RefSeq, a predicted model, not a curated record